CUAAGACUUACUCUAUAUAGUAUGGUAAUCUAAUAUAUAUUGAAAGGCCCAAAAAUCCCUGUUCCAAACCCUAAACCUAAAACCCUCUCAUAGCGCCGCGUCGAUCUUCAACCUUUCAUACCGCAAACAAUGGUUCUCCAAAACGACAUCGAUUUGUUGAACCCUCCGGCCGAGCUCGAGAAGAAGAAGCACAAGCUCAAGCGUCUUGUUCAAUCUCCCAAUUCCUUCUUCAUGGAUGUCAAAUGUCAAGGCUGCUUCAACAUAACAACCGUAUUUAGCCACUCUCAAACUGUGGUGGUGUGUGGGAACUGCCAGACGGUUCUAUGCCAGCCGACCGGCGGUAGAGCUAGACUCACUGAGGGCUGCUCUUUCAGGAAAAAGGGUGACUAAAUCCGAUCCAGCGGCGACGAUUCGAGGAAGAGUUGUUUUUUUGUAUGUUCCCACUCUGGUUAUCUUUUUGAUGUGGUAAAAUUUGUCUCAAAUCUUGGAAGUAGAAUUAAGGAUUUUAGAAUGACUAUUAUGUGCUAUUGUUCUUGAUUUAGUGUGGAUGGUUUUUGGGUUUAAUGAAUUUUGUUUUGAGUUGCA
Messenger RNA from Gossypium raimondii (Peruvian cotton), 585 nucleotides. RefSeq names its product 40S ribosomal protein S27-2. Lineage: Eukaryota; Viridiplantae; Streptophyta; Magnoliopsida; Malvales; Malvaceae. Bases 130 to 390 code for a protein of 86 amino acids. The record is from RefSeq and is a predicted model, not a curated record. Gene Ontology annotation, biological process: ribosomal small subunit assembly; translation. The transcript is spliced from 4 exons. Gene Ontology annotation, molecular function: structural constituent of ribosome; RNA binding. Gene Ontology annotation, cellular component: ribosome; cytosolic small ribosomal subunit.